UUUUCGCUCUCGCUUUCAAUUAAGAAAGAAGAGAGCAGCAAAGAAAAAAUCCCAAAUUGCUUAUAUACUUGGAUUGUCUACAGUGGUCUUCUCCUCACUUCAUAUUUUUCUUGCCAUUAGGCACCACAUUGGGUACAAUUGAAACGACUAUCCUACCAUGGGCAAAUCCAAGCCUCAGCAAAAGAAGGAAUCCAAGUCGAAAAAGUCCGUCCUCGGCGCCGGCGGCUCGGUUUCGAAACAGAAAAUGAACGAAGACCCUUCCAAGCUCCUGGAGCAAGCGACACUACUCCUACAGACCGGACAAGCGGAUACGGCAGCGCCGCUGGCAGAGCGGGCUCUCAACGAUGCGCCCGCCAAUUCGCCCCUCCAGCUGUCGGCCCUGAACCUGGUCGCAGAGAUUUAUGUGGAACUUGGGGAGGUGGAAGCCGCGAUGCAGCAUUUCCUUCGCGCGGUCGAGCUCGACGCGGAUGGCAGCAUACCUGAGUCUGAAGGAGGAGGCGCUGAGAAAUUCCUAUGGCUGGCUCAGCUGAACGAGCAAGGCGGACAGGCUAGUGUUCAGUGGUUCGAGAAGGGAGUGGCAACUCUGAGGAACACCAUUCGACAGCUGGAGGAGAACCCUGGUCCCGCAGAGGCUAUCGAGCUGGAUGAGAAGAAGCGGAAGAUGGCCAACGCCUUGUGCGGAGUGGCUGAGAUCUACAUGACUGACCUUUCCUGGGAGGCAGAUGCCGAAAACCGCUGCGAGGCCCUGAUCACAGAAGCGCUACUUGUGGGACCCCAUGUGCCCGAGGUGAUGCAGACGCUUGCCUCCAUCCGAAUUUCACAGCUACGGCUCGAUGACGCCCGUGCCGCCCUCUCGCGGAGUCUCGAACUAUGGAAAGACAUGCCGCCCGAGGAUCCGAUCAUCCCCGACUUUGCGACCCGGAUCAGUCUCGCUCGUCUGCUGAUGGAGGUUUCCAUGGAACUCGAGGCUCUGGGAGUGCUGGAGCGUCUGAUCUUGGAAGACGACCAGAGUGUGGAAGCGUGGUACCUCGGAGGAUGGUGUCUUAACCUUCUGGCCGAGAAGAAAGAGGCCCCCAAGGACGCUGAAGAGGAGGCGCAAUCCGACGUGUCCCCCGAGGAAAAGAGACUCGCUUCCCUUGUCGCUAGUCGAGAAUGGCUCAAACAAAGCUUGACCCUCUACGAUUUGGUCCAGUACGAGGACGAGCCGAUCAAAGAGCACGCCAAUGAACUGGUCCAGGAGAUGAACAAAGAACUGGGCGAGGAAAUGGAGGACGACGAAGAAGGCGAAGAGGGCGAAGAAGACUGGGAAGACGAGAUCAAGUCCGACAGUGACGAUGAGAUGGCGGACUCUUGAAAAGUUACAUAUAGUCCUCUUUACAUUCCAUACAUGAUACCAAUAGAAAAGAC
This is a messenger RNA of Aspergillus campestris IBT 28561, 1407 nucleotides long. Its product is annotated as ACL4 family protein. The transcript has 2 exons. The coding region runs from base 158 to 1354 and encodes 398 amino acids. The record is from RefSeq and is a predicted model, not a curated record. Gene Ontology annotation, molecular function: protein binding. Lineage: Eukaryota; Fungi; Ascomycota; Eurotiomycetes; Eurotiales; Aspergillaceae.